AUGGUUUAUAACUAUAACUCUUUGUAUCCAAUAAUUACUCGAUGCUUAAAACAAAAAAAUAAACAGUUAAAAUUAAAAAGAAAUUAUUCAACAAUUAUAAAAACAUUGGAUAUUAACAAUAAUGAAUUUAAAGAAUUAUUAGAAGAACAACAGAAACAACAACAAAAUCUACAAAAAGAAAAUAAUAUUUUAAAUAAAUUUUAUAAAAACAGUAUCAUUAAUAAUAUUAAUCAAUUAAAUUUCAAUAAUAAUAGUAAAAGAUAUUAUUCAUCAACAAAAAAUAAUUUAAAAGAAAUAAGCGAUUAUGAAUCAGUUGGGUUUAGUUUAUUACCAAUCAUUAAUAAAUUACAAGAGAAUGCAGCUUUAAUUGGAUCAGAGAUUACUUUACCUCAAAUUAUUGUUGUAGGAUCUCAAUCAUCUGGUAAAUCAUCAGUAUUAGAGUCAUUAGUAGGUAGAGAUUUUUUACCAAGAGGUUCAGGUUUGGUAACUCGAAGACCAUUGGUAUUGCAAUUAUACCAAAAUGAAGAUUCAAACGAAGAGUGGGGCGAGUUUGGUCAUACAGGUGAUAGAAAAUUUAGUUAUUUUGAAAUUAAGGAAGAAAUCGAAAAAGAAACUGAAAGAAUUGCAGGUGCCAAAAAAGAUAUUUCACCAGAGCCAAUUAUCCUCAAAAUUCAUUCACCAAAUGUUAUUCCAUUAACAUUGGUCGAUUUACCAGGUUUAACCAGAGUUGCUGUUGAUGAUCAACCAAUUGAUAUAGAAGAAAAAGUACGUUCCAUGAUUUUAUCAUACAUCAAUAAUCCAAAUUCAAUCAUUUUAGCAAUUACUCCAGCCAACCAAGAUAUUGUAACCUCUGAUGCCCUAAAAUUAGCCCAGCAAGUUGAUCCAUUGGGUAAAAGAACCGUUGGUGUUUUAACAAAACUUGAUUUAAUGGAUAAAGGUACCGAUGCUUUAGAUAUUCUUUUAGGUAAUGAAAUUCCUUUAAGUAUGGGUUUUGUUGGUGUAGUUAAUCGUUCACAACAAGAUAUAAACUAUGGUAAACCAAUCAGCGACAGUUUAAAAGAUGAGGUAAAAUGGUUCCAAAAUCACCCAGUUUAUUCUAGAGUAUUUAAUCAAUCUGGUUCAAAGUAUUUGGCUCAAAAAUGUAAUAAGAUUUUAACAAAACAUAUUAGAGAUACUUUCCCAACUGUAAAGAAUCAAAUUAAAAUUCUCAUUAAGAAAUAUGAAGAGGAAUUAGAAAAAUAUGGUGACCCAGUACCAAAUCGUUCCGGUGAAAAAGCAAGAUUGUUAAUAGAUAUCUUAACAAAAUACUCAAAUCAAUAUCGAUCUGAUUUAGAAGGUACAAAUGAAGAUUUGGUUUUAACAAAUUUCAAUGGUGGUGCUAGAAUUAGAUAUAUUUUUUCAAAAGCAUUCGAAAACCAAAAAGAAAAACCAUUUGAUUGGUUAAGUGAUCAACAAUUAAAAGUUGCUUUAAGAAAUGCAUCUGGUUUGAAAUCUACAAUGUUUAUUCCACAAAAGAUAUUCGACUCAUUAAUAAAGAAACAAAUUGAAAAAGUUAAAGAACCAAUGCUUCAAUGUUCAGAAUUAGUAUUGGAGGAGUUGUUAAGAAUAUUGGGUCAAGUAGAUUCAACUUUGCUUUCAAGAUUCCCAGUAUUACGUGAACGUAUUGUAGAAGUUUCAAACAAUUCUCUUAGAAAACUUUUAAAACCAUGUAAUCAAAUGAUUUCUGAUUUGGUUGAUGCCGAGGCUUCUUUUAUUAAUACUACUCAUCCAAAUUACAUUUCACAAUUAAAUGAUCCUUAUAUUAUUGAUAGAUCUUAUCCAAUUGAUAGUCAAAUUAAACAACAACAACAGCAACAACAAUACCAACAACAAAAAUAUCAACAACAGCAACAGGUACAACAAGAAUCUAGUGGAUUUUUAUCAAGGAUUUUUGGUUCUCAAAGUUCACAACCACAACCACAACCACAGCCUCAACAAACCCACUCAUACCAACAGCAACCACAAACUAAUUAUAACAAUAAACCAAAAUCAAUAAAUAUCAUUUCAGAAAAACCAUCAAAUUUAGAACAAUAUGGAUUAAAUGAUAUUACAGAGGAAGAAAGACGUCAAAUUAAUUUACUUAGAAGAUUGUUAACUGUAUACUUUAAGGAUGUAGCACAAUUUAAUAUACAACAAAACACCAUGAAAGCAAUUUCUUUACUCUUAAUUGACAAAUCAAAAGAUACUAUUCACAAGGAAUUAAUAAAUUCUUUGUAUGAUACCUCUUUGGUAGAGCAACUCUUAAGAGAGAACGAAUUGGUAAUUGCAAAACGUGCCGAAUGUAUUUAUAAAUUAGAAUUAUUAAAGAAAGCAAAGAAGUCAUUAAAUGUUGACGAUUUACCACUUCAAUUUUAUUAAACUAAAAUAAAGAUUGCUUGAAUUUAUAAU
Molecule: messenger RNA, 2427 nt
Organism: Dictyostelium purpureum
Lineage: Eukaryota; Evosea; Eumycetozoa; Dictyosteliales; Dictyosteliaceae
Exons: 3
Coding region: 1-2397 (798 amino acids)
Cellular component (GO): membrane; cytoplasm; microtubule
Molecular function (GO): microtubule binding; GTP binding; GTPase activity
Source: RefSeq, a predicted model, not a curated record